This is a messenger RNA of Symsagittifera roscoffensis, 2140 nucleotides long. Its product is annotated as casein kinase I-like. The record is from RefSeq and is a predicted model, not a curated record. NCBI's taxonomy places the organism in Eukaryota, Metazoa, Xenacoelomorpha, Acoela, Convolutidae. Gene Ontology annotation, biological process: peptidyl-serine phosphorylation; endocytosis; positive regulation of canonical Wnt signaling pathway. Bases 167 to 1429 code for a protein of 420 amino acids. Gene Ontology annotation, molecular function: ATP binding; protein serine/threonine kinase activity. Gene Ontology annotation, cellular component: nucleus; cytoplasm. The transcript has 4 exons.
GUUUGUAGUGCAAUUUGAACUGAAGUUUUGACCUUUACAGAUUAAAUUGUAAUGAACUUUUCGGCGCAAAUUUGAAGAAUUGAAGAGUUUGAUCAAUCAAAAAUUCAAGCCAAUCAAUUAUUAUUGUUAGGUAGGAUAUGCUAUUAUACUAGCACAGACAGAUUACAUGGAACUCAGAGUUGGAAAUAAGUAUCGUAUCGGGCGGAAGAUAGGCAGUGGAUCGUUUGGAGAAAUCUAUUAUGGAACAAAUGUCCAAACGAACGAAGAAGUUGCGAUCAAACUAGAAUGUGUCAAAACCAAGCAUCCACAGCUUCAUCUGGAAAGCAAAUUUUACAAACUUCUUCAAGGUGGAAUAGGAAUUCCUUCCAUUAAAUGGUGCGGCGCGGAAGGAGAUUUUAACGUUAUGGUGAUGGAACUUUUGGGUCCAAGUUUAGAAGAUCUCUUCAACUUCUGUAAUAGAAAGUUUUCCCUGAAGACAGUUCUUCUAAUUGCAGACCAGCUGUUAACUCGCGUGGAGUAUGUCCACAUGAAACAUUUUCUACAUCGCGACAUUAAACCAGAUAAUUUUUUGAUGGGUGUUGGCAAAAAAGGGAAUAUUAUUUUCAUAAUCGAUUUCGGACUGGCCAAAAAGUAUAGGGAUCCCAGAACUCAUCAACAUAUUCCUUACAGAGAAAACAAAAACCUUACUGGAACUGCAAGAUAUGCUAGUAUAAACACACACAUGGGAAUUGAACAAAGUCGGCGCGAUGACUUAGAAUCUCUCGGCUAUGUGCUGGUAUACUGCAUGCAAGGUUCACUUCCAUGGCAGGGAUUAAAAGCGGCUAACAAGAAACAGAAAUACGACAAAAUAUCUGAAAAGAAGAUGAAAACACCCGUGGAAGUUUUAUGCAAGACACAGCCAACUGAGUUCGCAUCCUUCUUCAACUAUGCAAGAAAUCUGCGUUUCGACGAAAAGCCAGACUACGGAUACUUGAGGCAGCUAUUCAGGAAUCUGUAUCACAGACAGGGCUAUACGUACGACUACAUAUUCGACUGGAAUAUCAUGAAGACACCUGGGUUGGAUAACAAACAGAAAACAUCCACUAAUAAUGCGCACCAGGGUGUGACACAGUCAAACGCUAUGGAAGCCAGUGGAGCCUUACAAUCCAACAGGAACGGCGACAUGAUCAGCUCAGGCGCCAUCAACCCACAGAUGGGACUGUUCACCGAACAUAACAUGGGGACCCCUAAUAGUGGUCUGAAUCAGAAGGGAGCAGCGGCCCAGUAUGGAGACAAACCAUACUCAGCUAACAGACAGACCCGCACAGCGGGCAACAAUCCCCUGGCAGAGCAUAUCGUGCCCAACACAGCAACCCAAAUGAAUAAGGGAAGCCCGCAACAGCUAUCCCAGAACUUCUCAAAGUUAAAACUAUCUUCAGGAAAUAAUUAAAGUGAUUUGCUCAUCACUCGCUGUUGAAGUUCUCACCUUCUUUCGAGAACGAGCCACCUUUAGUUUCUUUUCUGUCUUUGGUUUAAUGCUCCAAAAGCAUUGUGUACAUGAUUACGAUUAUCGUUAUUUCAUUUUGAUGUAUUAUAGUUUACUCACGACAAAGUUCUAACUUUAUUGUCUAGCAGUAAUUAGACGGGUGUAGCUAGAAAUUACAAAAUGUUGAAAGUUUUACCCCCUUCUGGUUACACUCUAUAAGGUCGCAAAUUUUGUCGUUUUGAUGAUUCAUUAUGAAUGUUAAAAUGCUCUGGUAAUCUUGUUAUUAUGUUUGAGUAAAGGUGCUACGGAGCUUUGCGCUUUUAAAUUCGUUACAUGUUCUUGGUUGUCCAUGAACUUUUUCGUUUUAACCAUUAAGAGUAGGUUAUUUGGGCACCAAAGUUUGACUAAACUACUUAUGGUCUGUUAACCGCAGUUUGCUCUGAAAAGAGAUAAAUGGUUGUUGAGUGUAUCAACUAAGCUUUUAAUCUUUAUUCUUUCAACUUCUUUUUAGCCGUAAAUUAAAACUGUUUAACAUUUUUGAACAUAAAGUAACAGCAAGUACUAUAACUGGUCUCGCUGUUUGUGGCUGCUUUCAGUUACGGGGCAGCUUUUGUAAAAUAAGUCUAUAUUUCGAUUAGUUCUUCUUCUAUUCUUAGUUUAGUUUUGUAUAAACUG